CGAGAAGCCGAAUGCGCCAUUCGGCGCGUGCGAAGAGCACCUGAUCCAGGUUAAGAGUCAUGCUAGAAUCUUGUCGUUUGGUGCAGGUAAGGCGCCGCAAAGAUGAAUAGGCGUCGUUGAGUGACAAAGGCGCCUGGCUGGAGUCAUUGAGCGUUGUUCCUUCUGAGCAUAAGUCGCGUACCCUUUCCCAUGGAUGCCGGUCACUCUGCUCCAAGAUCCCCGGCAACUAAUUCCAGUGUGGCGGCGAAUAUCGGUAUGGUAGAUCAAGAUUGGAAACCGUAUCUUUUUGUAGCUCAGCGCCCGGCAACCCAACGAAAAGAGGCUGAGAAGUGGAUUCCUGCGGAGGCUGUUUCGCGGCCGCUCCAUGGCAAGAAGCAAGGAACGGGAAGAUCGAUGGAAGCCACAUUUCCUUGA
Molecule: messenger RNA, 414 nt
Organism: Neurospora tetrasperma FGSC 2508
Lineage: Eukaryota; Fungi; Ascomycota; Sordariomycetes; Sordariales; Sordariaceae
Exons: 3
Coding region: 190-414 (74 amino acids)
Source: RefSeq, a predicted model, not a curated record